Molecule: messenger RNA, 549 nt
Organism: Peronospora matthiolae
Lineage: Eukaryota; Oomycota; Peronosporomycetes; Peronosporales; Peronosporaceae
Source: the annotation of a GenBank genome assembly
AUGGUAGCGGUUCAGGGCGGGCAGGACGAUUCCCCUGCCUCUCCUGGCGUCAAAAGACCACUCGUUACCCAGACGGCAGGUGGAGAUAUCGUAGUUGACACCAUCAUGGCAGACGACCAGCAGGCGGUUCCCGUAUCGAGCCACGGGCCAGACACGGUCGGAGCCUCGGUCGAUCACGGUUUAAACUCGUCAACGCCUGGCGGCGGCGACGGAGCGUCGACGCGUCAGACAGCGGUAUCACAACCCCGAUUACCUGAGGGGGUAAAGACGACUUCAUCCACGCCGGCCGUGGAGCACGUACCUCCUAAGGAGCUUUUUAAGGCUCUAAUUGAGUCGAUGAAAGCCUCACCAGGCCCAACCAACGUUGAUGUCUGGCGUCUGUCCAUCCAGGACCUAUUUACAGCGGAAUAUGUUCGGAUACCGGUAAGCGUCGACGCGUUACCGGCCGGACGCACAAGGUUUCCCAAGCUUAAGGGACCUGAGGCGGAUAGCUUGCUAGAUCUUUUUCGACGCUAUUAUGUGUCAGCUUCUGAAAGUUUCGCCGACUAA